Messenger RNA from Nerophis lumbriciformis (worm pipefish), 1387 nucleotides. Its product is annotated as dual specificity protein phosphatase 3-like. The record is from RefSeq and is a predicted model, not a curated record. Gene Ontology annotation, biological process: negative regulation of MAPK cascade; protein dephosphorylation. Gene Ontology annotation, molecular function: protein tyrosine/serine/threonine phosphatase activity; MAP kinase phosphatase activity. NCBI's taxonomy places the organism in Eukaryota, Metazoa, Chordata, Actinopteri, Syngnathiformes, Syngnathidae. Gene Ontology annotation, cellular component: cytoplasm.
GCUGAUAGACAACAACAUCGGCUCUAGUUGUGACCGCCUCGGUCUCUUCUGCGACGAAACUGCUUUCUCUGGUCAUGUGGACGCUUUAGAGGGCACAUUGUGUGUUGUUCGAGUAUGAAGAACAAACACAGCAAGCAGGUGGAGUUUGAAGACGUGUCGUCUUUCGACGUGACUCUCCAGCAACUCAACGACUUGCUGACGGACGACGGCGGCUUUUACUGUUGGCCAACUAAAAACUUUCACGAGGUUUAUCCACGCAUCUACGUCGGCAAUGCGUCGGAGGCCAACAACGUGAUGCGUCUGAAGCGUUUGGGCAUCACCCACAUUUUGAACGCGGCAGAGGGAAACUCCCUCAUGCACGUGAAUACCAACCCUGAGUUCUACGCAGGCACAGGCGUGGUCUACCACGGUGUGCCCGCCAGCGACACAGACCACUUCGACAUCGGCAUUUAUUUCGAGGAAGCCGCGGAAUUCAUCGCGGAAGCUCUGGCGUACAGAAACGGAAAAGGUAGGGUAUACGUGCAUUGCAGGGAAGGAUACAGCCGCUCGCCCACCUUGGUCAUCGCCUACCUGAUGCUUCGCCAGAACAUGGACGUCCACAGCGCUCUGGCCACGGUGCGACACAACAGGGAGAUCGGACCCAAUGACGGCUUCCUUCGCCAGCUCUGCCGACUAAACCAGAGGCUGGCCGCCGAGGGAACGUUCUGGAGCAAAUGAAGCAGAGACAAAAAGUUGGUACUCAAUUACCCGUGGACUGAACGGCUGACAAGGUGACCGUAAUUAAAACGAGCCACAGCUUGCAAAUUCACCUGUGACUUGGCCAGAGACACACUGCAAAAAGUCAGUGUUCAAAAACAAGAAAAAAAAAUACAAAAAUUAUUAUUAUUUUAUUAUUAUUCAUUAUCGGAAUAUCGGAUAUCGGCAAAAAGCCAUUAUCGGACAUCCCUAGUUGUCACCAUUUAAAACACAGGUGUCAAAACUCAUUUUUUAUGGCCCGCAAACACCUGGAAAUGAUAUGUGUCACUAAAGUACUUAAUUUUUUUCGUCACUAAAUGUAAUAGAUUGUUUUCAUUUUGACAGAAACAAUAUAUGUACUGCUUGAAAUUGCAUACCCUUUCAACUUUAAUAGUAUCCAAUAUUGCAACAAAUAUUACAGUAUAUUAUCAUACACUGCAAAAAGUCAGUGUUCUAAAACGAGAAAAAAAAAUACAAAAAUGAUGGGUAUUUUAUUUGAACUAAGCAAAAUUAUCUGCCAAUAGAACAAGAAAAUUUGGCUUGUCAAGACUUUCCAAAACAAGUCAAAUUAGCUAACCUCAAUGAACCCAAACAUACCUUAAAGGGGAACAUUAUCACAAUUUCAGAAUGGUUAAAACCAUUAAAAAUCAGU